CGCGCGGCGCCGCGCGCUUUCCUGGGCGGGAGCAGCAAAAUGGCGCCAGAAGUAGUGGCGGGUUGAGGACGCUGGCCCCCCUCGAAGCCAACCUCGCGGGCCGCGGGCCGCCCCAGCCGCUGCCGGGCAUGGAGGACGUGGAGGCGCGCUUCGCCCACCUUCUGCAGCCCAUCCGCGACCUCACCAAGAACUGGGAGGUGGACGUGGCGGCCCAGCUGGGCGAGUAUCUGGAGGAGCUGGACCAGAUCUGCAUUUCUUUUGACGAAGGCAAAACCACAAUGAACUUUGUUGAGGCAGCGCUGCUGAUCCAGGGCUCCGCCUGUGUCUACAGUAAGAAGGUUGAAUACCUCUACUCACUGGUCUACCAGGCCCUCGAUUUCAUCUCUGGCAAGAGGAGGGCCAGGCAGCUCGCAGCGCAGGAAGACGGGGCCAGCAGGGACGCCAGCUCCAGGGCCUCCCAGCGCGUGGAGGAUGAGUUCCUGUCGCUGGAUGACCUGCCCGACACCCGUGCUAACGUGGACCUGAGGAAUGAGCAGGCCCCUGGUGAGGUCACCAUCGUCCCCCUCCUGCCCAUGGCCCUGGUAGCCCUGGAUGAGAUGGACAAGAACAACAACCCCCUGUACAGCUGUCAGGGGGAGGUCCUGGCCAGUCGGAAGGAUUUUAGGAUGAAUACGUGCACCCCUCACCCCCGAGGAGCCUUCAUGUUGGAGCCAGUGGGCUUGUCCCCCGUGGAGACACUGCUGCCCAGGACGGGUGAGGGCUCCGGUGUGGGGCCUGGUGAGGCUGGGUGGGCUGAGGAGCAGCCAAUGGAAGUCUCUGUGAUCAGGAGUCCGGUCCCUGUGCCCGGCAUCUCCCAGGAGCCAGGCACGCCCCCAGAAGGCCCGAUGCCCGGAGGCGGGGACGAGGAUGAGGAUGCAGAGGGGGUGGCGGAGCUCCCUGAGGUCCCCCUGGAGCCCAGGAGCCCGCAGCAGAGCACUGCCCAGCCCAGGAGGUUUGAGCUGAGGGAGAGGCAGGAGGCCCUGGAGCCUGUGUCCCAGCUGAAGGAGACCCCAGACCCCUGGCAGAGCCUGGACCCCUUCAGCUCCCUGGACUCCAAGCCCUUCAAGAAAGGUAGACCCUACUCCGUGCCCGCCUGCGUGGAGGAGGUUCCGGGACAGAAGCGCAAGAGGAAGGGUGCCACCAAGCUGCAGGACUUCCACCAGUGGUACCUGGCCACCUAUGCUAACCAUGCUGACAGCAGGAGGCUCCGGAAAAAGGGCCCAUCCUUUGCAGACAUGGAGGUCCUGUAUUGGAAACACGUGAGGGAGCAGCUGGAGACCCUCCGGAAACUGCAGAGGAGGGAGGCAACUAAGCGGUGGCUGCCGAGGGCCGAGGAGGGGCUGUGGCCUGUGGAGGAGGACCGCCUGGAGGACUCCCUGGAGGAGCUGGGGGCAGCAGCAGAUGACUUUCUAGAGCCCGAAGGAUUCGCAGAGCCUGACGCGGCAAAGCCUGAGGACGCUGCAGGCCUGGAAGCAGAGGCCAUGCCGGCAUCCCUGAGCUACGAGGAGCUGGUCCGGAAGAACGUGGAGCUCUUCAUCGCCACGUCUCAGAAGUUCGUCCAGGAGACGGAGCUGAGCCAGCGUGUCAGGGACUGGGAGGACAGCAUCCAGCCCCUGCUCCAGGAGCAGGAGCAGCACGUGCCCUUUGACAUCCACCUUUAUGGGGACCAGAUGGUCUCAAGGUUCAGUCAGCUCAACCAGUGGUGUCCCUUUGCGAAGCUGGUGGCGGGCCAGCCUGCCUUUGAGGUGUGCCGCGCCAUGCUGGCCUCCCUGCAACUGGCCAAUGACCACACGGUAGAGAUCACCCAGCAGCCAGGGCUGGAGGCGGCUGUGGACACCAUGUCCCUAAGAUUGCUCACGCACCAGCGGGCCCACAAGCGCUUCCAGACCUACACCGCCCCCUCCAUGGCUCAGCCCUGAGUGGGCAGCCCUGUCCCCCAUGAUGUUGGGCACACAUCUGCUCACUCCACACUUGCUUCCUGGCUGGCCCAGCCUAAUAAAGUGGUGUUGCCACCCCA
Messenger RNA from Eptesicus fuscus (big brown bat), 2056 nucleotides. It is a transcript of the gene NCAPH2, whose product is annotated as non-SMC condensin II complex subunit H2. The coding region runs from base 129 to 1958 and encodes 609 amino acids. Lineage: Eukaryota; Metazoa; Chordata; Mammalia; Chiroptera; Vespertilionidae. The record is from RefSeq and is a predicted model, not a curated record. The transcript has 20 exons. Gene Ontology annotation, biological process: mitotic sister chromatid separation; meiotic chromosome condensation. Gene Ontology annotation, molecular function: chromatin binding. Gene Ontology annotation, cellular component: nucleus; condensin complex.